AUGAGCCUUUACGAAAUUUACCGACCCCCAACACCACGUUUCGAAAAUGUCAAUCCAUUUUCCAUAGACGAAUGCUCAUUUUGUCCUUCGUUUCACUUAACAACAGAGCACUUCCCUCUCCAAAUCAACGAGCCACAUGCCAAUUCUCCAAUACACGAUUUUCCGUUCGAUCUAGAUGAAUUCGACCGCAUGUUCAUCGAUCACGAUGCACAUGGCAUGGUAAGCGAAACAUGCAUGAACAUGCAUACAUCACUAAUUCUUCCGUUUCAAGGCAUGGAAGUCGACAACCACCUCUCUCUACUCAAUCUCAUCGUAGCCUAUGCCGAAGUAAUGGAUCGUAAUCAAGAAAUUACCGGCCUAUCUGAAGUAAUCGGUCGAAGCAUAAUCAAGAAAGUGAACCCCUUUGGUGGGCCCACGGAACGCGUCUUGUAUAUGUUCCAACACCAUAACAAGAAAUCAAAUUAUAACUACCUUAAAGAAGAGUCAUUCAAGAAUUUUUAUCCGGCCUUCAAAGCGUUCUACCAAAUAUUCCCAUAUGGGAAAUUCGCUCAUUUUGUAGCCAAUUCGGCUAUCAUGGAAUCCUUGCCUAGUGACGCCGAAAUCAUUCACUUAAUCGAUUUCGACAUUGGAGAAGGGGUACAAUGGGCAUCAUUCAUAGAAGCCAUCAAACAUCGAUGUACAGAAGUAAGAGUAACAUCAAUAAAAUUCGAUGAAAAAGACGAAAGUAGCCCUUUUCGAUUUGAGGAUACAAAGAGGAGGCUACACGAUCAUGCAUGGUCGUACGGCCUAAACGCGAUAGUAGAAGAAGUGAGAUUUCAAGAUUUAGAAAUUUUCACGAAUAACAUCGAGAAAGGAGAUUAUGGGAGAAAAUCUUUGUACGUAUUCAACUGCCACGUGGCGCUCCCACAUAUGGGGAGGGUUAGGUCAAAAAAACACGUUUUCAAGUUUCUAAGAGUGGCCGAAAAUUUCUUACAUCAAGUCACGUGUUGGGGAAGUACUACUAGUAAGGGCAUCAUAACGUACGGCAAUGGAGAUGUGUUUUACGACAAAACUACUACGCUAAUGAGUUAUAGUACAUUCUUGGAUGCAAAUAUCGCGCAUUAUCAAGCUUUAUUGGAGUCGAUGGAGUUCGAUUUUCCGAAGCAUCUUGGAGAAGCAAGAAGGGCCUUAGAGUGUCUGUUUGUGGGGCCCUCGGUUUCUUCGAUCGUGCGGGAUCGAAAAUGGGAGGAGAUAAGGCAAUGUGGUGAGAUUGAAUUUGGAUUAGGGUUAGAUGGAUUGGAAUUGAGUGAAGCAAGUGUUGAUGAAGCUAAAGAAGUUGUGAAGGAAGGAGUUAGUUUAUAUGGAGUGAGAAUUGAAAGUGGGAAGAAGAAUGAAAUGGUUAUUGAGUGGAAUGGUAUUUCAAUUGUGAGAGUUUGUUGUUGGAAAAGUUGA
Messenger RNA from Erythranthe guttata (spotted monkey flower), 1431 nucleotides. The record is from RefSeq and is a predicted model, not a curated record. NCBI's taxonomy places the organism in Eukaryota, Viridiplantae, Streptophyta, Magnoliopsida, Lamiales, Phrymaceae.